AUGGCUGCAGACCCGCCCAAGGCAGACAGACUCCAGCUAUCUGGUGGUGGGGACAGACGUGCGGGCCAUUUCCAGCAUACUGCAGGAACGCAAGAUUUCAUGGGGGCUGGAGGCCUGUCCUUAGACAAAGAGUUUUGCAAUCAGGUGCAUAAGAAGAUGUUCGCCACGCUGCCCAACUACACGAUGCUUUGGGGAGAGGUGCGCGAGCGGACGGGAAACGACUCCUUUAGCAUUUCGCUGGACGACGUGAGGCUGACAAACACGAACACCAUCUCCCAGCUCCGAGCGGUCGUGCGUGAGCAAGAAGAUCAGCCCGCGGUGCAGCUAGUGGUGGCCGAGCUGCCGGAUCACGAGGCCGCAGGAGAGGUUGAACCACGCGAGCAGCCGCGUGACGCUCCAGUGCGAACGCUUCUAACAGCGACAGCGGCAGUUGGAGCUUUGCUUGGAGGAGUUGGAGCUUUUUUGUAUCGGAAGGUCCGGCACCUGGAGGCAACCCACCAUGCGCUUACUCAACAGCUUGCCACAUCCGAGACAGAGACAAAAGCCCUGCAGCAAGAGGUUCAUCGAAAGGCAGACAAUGAACGUGCUCUACAUCAACAGCUUGCCGCAUCCAAGACUCGUUCAAAUGCGCUGCAGCAAGAGGUUCAUCGGAAGACACAAAAUGAGAAAUCCUUGUCUGAGAAGCUUACAGCAGCUAAUGGCGAAAAGGAUGUCAAAGAGGGCAUGAUCAAAGAGUUGGUCAAGCAACAGAGAACCAACUCUCUUACGAAGAGAGUGAAACGUUACCAGGAGGUAGACCUGCUGUUCGUCGUUGACUGUACAGGGUCUAUGCAACCAUACAUUGAUGCGGUGAAGACUUCGAUACGCUCAAUGGUACAGCGGCUCCUCACCGCCUAUCCGCAGUUGAACCUCCAACUGGGGUUUCUGGGCUAUCGCGACGUUGGGGACCAGCAGCAGUUUCAGAUCCUUGACUUUACGCAAAGCCAUGCAACCUUCGAGGGGUUCGUGGCGAAGAUGACAGCAGAUGGGGGGGCAGAUGCGGCUGAAGACGUUGCUGGUGCACUUCGGCGUGUGGCUGACUUCAAGUGGACCAAGCACGUGCGGGUGCUGUUCCACAUUGCCGAUGCUCCCUGCCAUGGUCGCGAAUACCACCAAGGUGUAUCAGACGAUUUUCCAGAUGGAGUGGGAGUCUCGAUCCCUGAGCAGUUGAUGAAGUUGCGCUCUCUGAAGAUCGAUUACUAUUUCGGACGAAUUAAAGGGCUUACAGACCAAAUGAUCACGGCUUUCAACCAGCAUGUCAAACAGUCGUGUGGCACCGAUCCAUACAUCAAGACGGUGGGCAUUGAGCACCCUCUUGACGUGGAGGAGGCAGUGGUGGAGUCAGUAUGUACAUCGAUUGAUGUGGCAAGUCUCGCAGCACACGAGAAGUCGGAGAAGAAAGUGGUCAAAUUGGAGACGGAGAUGGUUCUCUCAUCGGAAAAACCCGAGUGGCAUCUCUUGGAAUCUCAGGAGCCACGUCGUGGUCGACGAAUUUCUUUCGAAGUCCCGACAAGCAUUGCUGCCUGCCUCCUUGUCCGUGAGACUUCUGCGAGCACAGUGGAAGUUGAUUUCGUGGUGCAUGCCGUGCGCUUCGCUGCAGGUAUGAGCCGCCUCUGCCACUGGGGCAGUUACCGCACAGGGGCGGCGAGCGGGGCUUGGAGCCGCGUUGUGUUUAAGCAGUUCCUGCGUAAGCAGACACAUUCUGGCCCCGGCUGCAGCGACGAAGAGGAGGGGAAGUGGAAAAAUCCGUAG
This is a messenger RNA of Symbiodinium sp. CCMP2592, 1791 nucleotides long. The record is from the annotation of a GenBank genome assembly. Lineage: Eukaryota; Dinophyceae; Suessiales; Symbiodiniaceae.